AUGACCAGCGGUCUGAUGCGGCGCUUCUCCACGUUUGCCCGCACGCAACUCCCCACUAGGACAGCGAGAUCGCUCACUGCGCCCCGGCUGCUGGGGCUCAAGCAGUACAAGAGGACCCUCAGCGACGCCGGCGCGAGACAGGCAUCCGUGUCAAGGCACUGGUUCACUAGCUCAUCGCCAUGCUCCCAUCCGGAAUCCGAUGAGCGCGAGAAGGCGCGUUCCAACGAGCGCAACUUGAAACUCGGAAACACAAUCCGAGUACUCCACGAUCGCCUGCCCACGCUCUUAAUAUCGCCCCUACCGCAAGACAUACUCUCUCCGCAGAUCAGUCUUCAACUAUUCCCGUCGACGCACCCUCACCUACCCAACGUAAGCGGGAGGUACGCCUACACAGCAGCAUUAUGGACAGCACCGGUCGCAUGGGGCCAAGUCCCCGUACUGGGCAAUGUAAAGCUCAAGAUACUGUCUGAGCGCAUGGUCAAGAAUGGAGGAUCCACCACAAGCAACGUGCGCAACGAGAAGCUCAUAGUCCGGUGGCAGACAUGCAAGUCGGAGAAGGAGAACGGCCAGGUCAGCGACGUAGUCGAAAAGAUUACGAGCAUCGUCGCGGGGUCCAAGAGGCCGCAUCAGGAGUUUACAGGGCUGUUCAAGUUUGAGUUCGACGAAGAGGGGCGCAUCUUGAAUCACAUCAUAGAGCACACAGAAGAGGGCCAGCACUGGGACAGGACGGCCAAGGUCAUCAGCGUCACUGACUGGCUGCUGGGACGGGCGUGGGGCAGGCGUGAGGAAGUGAGCCCUAGUCUGGCUUUUGUCAAGUGCUGGAGAGAGAAGAACAGUCGGGGUCGUGGCGAGCGGCGAUGA
Alternaria ventricosa is the source of this 861-nucleotide messenger RNA. RefSeq lists its product as uncharacterized. The coding region runs from base 1 to 861 and encodes 286 amino acids. The transcript is spliced from 2 exons. Lineage: Eukaryota; Fungi; Ascomycota; Dothideomycetes; Pleosporales; Pleosporaceae. The record is from RefSeq and is a predicted model, not a curated record.